UUACUAUUCGUUGUUUUUGUUGCGCUCCGUGAUAGUUUAUCCUCCUCCGCUGUGUUAUUAUUAAUUAAUUGUUAAUCGAGAACCGAAAACCAAAUAAAAACCGUGCAAAAUGGCCAUUUGACAUUUGUAAACUAGUGCACAAAAGUGUGUGAAUUGUGCAUUGAAAAGUUAAACACAAAAAAAAAUAUAAGAAGGAAAAUGGAAUAGCUCUCUCGCUUGCGCUUACUGGCUCACCUCUCUUUCUCUCGCUUUUGGAGCAAAAGAAAAUCAGUAUAAAGGAAUAAAAAAAAAAACAACAAAACCAACAAAAAUCCAAACACGAAUGUAAAUGUGAAGCCAAAUUGCAGAGACAAAAACGAACAGCAGGCAAAUAAAUAGCAAAGACGAGGAAAGCAAGAUAAGCGAGUGAGAGCUUGUUUGCUUGAGUUAAUUGAGUGACGCGUCCGAUAAGAAAGGAGGCAACUUUCAACCCAAAAGAGAACCCUCCUCCUCCGCUUAUCGUAUAGCCAGCCAGCCAGCUUAGAACACAGGCUGAGUGGAGGCAUGUCGCACGGCAGUGCCGGCGGCGGUGGGGCGCAAACUGUUGGUGCCGGUGCUGGUGUCGGUGUCGGUGGUGCCGGUGGUGGUUUGGGUGGCGCUGCAGCUGCAGCAGCUGCCGCAGCCGCUUCAGCUGGAGGCGAAUAUCGUGAAUUGCACUGGACAGUGUCAAGUGUCAUGGACUCGUCGCGUGUUUCCACCUGCCUAAUAUCGAUGCUGCUCAUUGUCUAUGGCAGUUUUCGCAGUCUUAAUAUCGAACAGGAGGCCCGCGAACGUGAGCAAAAGAAACGCAAUGAAUCAAUGACAAAUCUCUUGACUGGGGAGCAAAUCGAAAAGGAGACAACGGAUAAAUUUGCCACUUUGGAUACGAUGCAUGCGUUGUGUUUGCCUUUGGGUGCUUCCAUAUCAUUGUUAAUAAUGUUCUUUUUCUUUGAUUCGAUGCAGUUGCUCUUCGCCGUCUGCACAGCCAUAAUAGCCACUGUGGCUUUGGCCUUUCUUUUGUUACCCAUGUGCCAGUAUAUCAUACGUCCCUGUACGGAUAGUAAACGUUUCUCAUUUGGCAUCUGUGGACGUUUUACGGCAGCUGAAUUAUUUAGUUUCACCUUAUCCGUGUCGAUAGUAUGCAUAUGGGUAUUGACUGGACACUGGCUGUUGAUGGAUGCCAUGGGAAUGGGUCUGUGUGUGGCGUUUAUUGCGUUUGUACGGUUGCCCAGUUUAAAGGUGUCCACGCUGCUGUUGACCGGCCUGCUUAUCUAUGAUGUCUUCUGGGUAUUCCUAUCAUCCUAUAUAUUUAGCACAAAUGUCAUGGUCAAAGUGGCCACACGACCCGCCGAGAAUCCAGUUGGUAUUGUGGCGCGUAAAUUGAACUUAGGUGGCAUUGUGCGCGAUACGCCCAAAUUGAAUUUGCCCGGAAAAUUGGUAUUUCCCAGUUUACACAAUAGUGGGCACUUUUCUAUGCUGGGUUUGGGUGAUGUUGUUAUGCCGGGAUUAUUGUUAUGCUUUGUGCUGCGCUAUGAUGCGUAUAAAAAGUCUCAAGGCGUAACAUCGGAUCCCACAUUAUCACCGCCAAAGGGUGUCGGCUCUAGGUUGACAUAUUUUCAUUGUUCCUUAUUGGGCUAUUUCUUGGGUCUACUUACGGCUACGGUUAGUUCCGAGGUUUUUAAGGCCGCACAACCUGCCUUGCUGUAUUUGGUCCCAUUCACGUUAUUACCACUAUUGCUAAUGGCCUACUUGAAGGGCGAUCUGCGACGCAUGUGGAGCGAACCGUUUAUCGCGCAUCCCCCAUCAAAACAACUGGAAGUCUGAGUGUACUCUAUCGAAAAAUUAAUCAGCAAAUAAAGCAACACAAAAAACAAAAAAAGGAAUACCGAACACACAACAACAACAACAACAAAAAAUUCUUAUACUAACACAUUUCUCUCUUAAUAACGAUAAUGAGUAUAUGUAAUUUUUUCUAAUUUAUACGUAUCGGAACAGUUUUUUAUGUUAUGUUAGAUGAUGGAUCGAAUAAUAAUAGUUUAUAUAUUUGACAUAUAUAUAGGUUAAGUCGGUAAAGUUUUUAAACAAGAAGCAAAAAGAAAAGGAUAAUUCAAAGCAUAGAUAAAAAAACAAAAACAAAAAAAGAUAGAACAAAAGUUAUCGAAAUCUUUGGAAAUCAAUUAGAACAAAAGAUAAAACAGUUGAUGCUGAUCUUGUAGUAUUAAAGUUGGGGAAAAAUGGGCAAGAUUUACCAUUUACAUACAUAUAUAUAUAUAUACGUAUAUGGAUAGUAAACGCUUAAGACAUAGCAUUUUGGUCUUUAUUUGAGAUUUUAUUUCUUAUAUAAGUUUUGUUUGUUUAAACAAUACAAAAUGAAAAAUCAUUAUCGUAAUCCAUAAUCAUUUGCAAUCAAAAGUAGAGUGUAUACCGUAUGGCCGUCGUUUUUGUAAAUACUUAAGUUAAAAUUCAUCAA
Drosophila willistoni is the source of this 2488-nucleotide messenger RNA. It is a transcript of the gene SppL, whose product is annotated as signal peptide peptidase-like 3. Gene Ontology annotation, molecular function: aspartic endopeptidase activity, intramembrane cleaving. NCBI's taxonomy places the organism in Eukaryota, Metazoa, Arthropoda, Insecta, Diptera, Drosophilidae. The transcript is spliced from 7 exons. Gene Ontology annotation, cellular component: Golgi-associated vesicle membrane; cytoplasmic side of endoplasmic reticulum membrane; lumenal side of endoplasmic reticulum membrane. The record is from RefSeq and is a predicted model, not a curated record. Gene Ontology annotation, biological process: membrane protein proteolysis. Bases 544 to 1842 code for a protein of 432 amino acids.